Messenger RNA from Exophiala aquamarina CBS 119918, 6186 nucleotides. RefSeq lists its product as uncharacterized. The coding region runs from base 1 to 6186 and encodes 2061 amino acids. The transcript has a single exon. Lineage: Eukaryota; Fungi; Ascomycota; Eurotiomycetes; Chaetothyriales; Herpotrichiellaceae. The record is from RefSeq and is a predicted model, not a curated record. Gene Ontology annotation, cellular component: mitotic spindle pole body; nucleus; centrosome. Gene Ontology annotation, biological process: proteolysis; meiotic chromosome separation. Gene Ontology annotation, molecular function: protein binding; cysteine-type endopeptidase activity.
AUGACUAUGUCUCCAACUAUCGCGCCGAUUGACCGUGUACGCGCAGAUAUCAACGCUGUUGCACCAUCUGCACAAACUCUUCGACACCUUCGUGCAUUACUUGGUUUAGAAUCAUCCCACAGCCUGGACGCCCCUCAAUACAAGAGCCAAAAAGCCUUGCGCUUACAAAAGCCCUCGAAGAUUCCGCCUGCCGCCAAAGGCACGUCGAAACGGAAGGAACCAAAAACUCCUGAUUUAAAAGCUUCCAACCCAAUGGUGAGAGAGGAAGCAGCACUAGAAAAUCCUCAAAAGCUAGCAACAGAAGUCUUCAAUACGACAUUAAAACAGCUCGGUUUGGCCGCGAAGACGGCGAAGGGCUCUUUAAGGGCCGAUGACGAUCGUCCAUCAGUCCGCCUUGUCCCAACCCAGAGACCUUUGAACGAACGAUCGCCCAAUAGGGGAAAAUCCUCUUGUCGCAAUGAUGAGAAGCGAGUGGAAUCUCAGGCUCCACGACAAGACUGGUCGAUCACAGCUGAUUGCGCUCUCCUUGCGUUACAAUAUCUGGUAGAUGCCGCAGAAUCUCAGGGUGCAAAGAAAUUUGGUCAAAUUGCUGGCCUUGAGAAUGCCUCUUUGAUCCUGCUCGACCGAACGAUCACACUUGGCCUUAUUACGCAGGCACAAUCCCAGGCCUAUCGAAUAUUCAGACAAUACUGGAGUUCCAGCAUUAACACAUGUCCGUGCCCUGUUUCUCAGACACCUAGUCCAGCACAAUGUCUUUUGGGAAGGCCAGACUCUGCCAAGGAUCGUUCGAUAUUCGGCUUCAGCACAUCUAUGCAAAGCCAAAUGCUGCGGCUGAUGAUCCAGCUGGGUCCAACUUGCAUCAACAGUGACUUGGUGACUUCGCUCAAAUUGGAAACCAUCGGAAGCCCAGCAUGGGUUUGUCUACAAGGGUUACAGGAAACGCACCUUAAUGCACAGCAGACAGGGAACCAGCUGCGCACAAUAUCCUUAGCAAUAUCCAAGCUAUAUUCUCUAGCAAACCGCCUAAAGGCGACAUGUUCAUCCCUUCCAGACAACGUAUUCGAAUUGUUUGGUGUGGCAAUGAGCAUCAAGUUCGGCGCUUGGGAGCAUUUGCAUCACAAGUUUGACCCGGCUGUUGACUUCUGGCAGCAUUUUGUCAGCGCAACACGGAGAUAUAUCGCAAGCUCACAGAAGCCAUCCUGCGCUGGAAAAUCAAUUCUACAUUUACUCCGCUCGUUUCGGCACCUCCUCAAGGCUUCAGGUCAAGAUGACACCCCGCCUGCAGACCUACUUGAUCUUCUCCUACAAGCAGCUCGACAUCUGCAAUGUGAGCGAGAGAUCUACUCACUUGCUGGAAAGGAAGGGACUCAGCUAGACCCCAUCAUAUGCCUAGUCUCUACCUGUCAGGUCACCUCGUCGAGACUUGCAAGUUAUGCAAGUGAGACUGAUGUGGUUCUCGCCUCCAUCUUGGAGACUCGCGACCUGUUUUCACACCCAAUCAAUCUGCCUCUGGCUGAUCUUGAACGGGUUCUCCUGCAUGCAGUCCAAGUACGCAAAGCGCUGCUGUACGUAAUCCAAGAUAUUCAAGUGUCACGGCAAUCUGGCAAAUCAGUGACAGCAUUUGUUGAGCUGGAGUACAACAGCUUCCAAUUGAUCUUUUGCUGCGUUCGAUUCCUGUUUGAUCAGAUCCAAAAAUCUUUAGUUGACGGCAAUCAAAAUCUCAAAUCAGACCGGAAACAAAUAAUGCUGGCCAUUCUGAUCAAGAAUGCAGAUUCUCUUAUACAGGUUGAGAAGUGCUGCAUAAUACAAGCAUCCGCAUUGCUCGGUGGUUCAAAUGAUGCGUUGGAGUUCGCUAUUGAAACGGUGGCUUUCCUGAAGACUCAGAUUUGUGUUCCAAACGAAGGCGAUGCUCUUUCAACUGCUCUCAGCCAAAUACAAGUUCGUAUCUCUCAAGCGUAUUGGGCGCGAUAUAUACAAUCCGUUGAAGCACGCGCCGACAGCCAGAAGCAAAUACAGAUAUUGGAAAACUCAAUUUCAGCGGUUGCAUCUUUGUCCGUAACAGACAAGAAAAGCGCCUUUCUCUGCCUCAAGUAUCAAAGGCUUGCAUCCUGCUAUGCGGACCUGCAUGAUUUUAAGACCUCCAAGCUGAUACUCCGGAAAGCUAUUGAACUUGACAUCGAGUUGGGUUCAUUACACGAUGCUACAGAGUUGGCAUUAGGAGGGCCUUCGCAAGCUUUGUGGUCGAAGACGGACUCGAAUUGUGAAUCUCUAGGCAGAAGCCUUGCUAUGUUCGCUAAUAUGGCGCUGGGAGAAUCUGUCGGCACCAAUCAAGAUAUCUUGUUGUACGACUCAAGUAAUCUACCACCAGUUCAACGCGCUGUCCUGCUUGAAAGACAGGUAUGUUGCAUAUUAGAGAGAGGCCUCGGUGAGGAUCACUUGCUUGGUAUUGCUUCGCACUUACAAUUCUUGUUGCCAAUAUUGGAUCAGCCGAAGUACAAGGUGUUCCGAUUGAGACUCGUGAGCUCUGUAAUUUCUGCGAGAUUGAAGAAAAACAUGACUGUCGUCGGUACUCUUCUUACUUCUCAGCAAAUUAGGAGCGUUCUCGAUGGCGGCACGAGUGUAUCUCAAGAGGUUUACCUCUCAGAGUUUGAGUCUAGCUUACGGACGAUUCUUCAACUACAACAUGAUAUUUGCAUCGGUCAACUCAGCAGCGUGAGUCUCGCAUGUUAUCUCAAGACGUUGGGUGGGGUGAUUGUUGAGUGCAAGACCUUGGACAGCUUCAGAAGGGUCAUUGAUGACCCGGAUGGAUUCAUCAACCUUCUUCACCUAUGUGUUGGUUAUGCCAAUAUGCUGGAAAACCAUCGAGCUGCCCACGCCGCUCUCGAGAUGAUACGUUCGAUCCUGGAUCUGGGUCACCAAUCUCCAAACAUUUCUAAAACAAGUGUCCUGGUCCAAAUCGGGCGCUCACACAUGCAAAUGCAAAAUAGUGAAUCUGCCCAUACUGCGCUUAAUGCAGCACAGGUUUCUACUGCUGCGCAGGCUAGCGAUAUCUUAGUUGAGAUCGACUUGGCCUUGACUUUCGCUGAGCAGUAUUUCGCGAGACAGGAAUUUGGAAAGUGCUCUUCUCACCUCGAGCGUGCAAGAUCUCUCUGGGAAAGUCGCACGGCAACCCAGACAACCUCAAAUCACAAGCUGAGAUUGAAAGAGCAGACCCUCUUGUGUACUUCGGCUUAUCUCACAUCUCGAUUGGCUUUCUACCAAGGAAAUCUUCUCCAGGCUGCGAUAUGUGCAAGGCAAGCCGUGAAAGUGAUCGCAGCUGUUUGGCUCUCGAUAUCGAAAGUCUGGGCGUCACAUGGCCCAGUCAAUAAUGGCGGGAAAGAUGAUUCUGGAAUAGAAGUCUUGAAUGAUAACUUCUCAAAACUUGACUUGUCGUCAAGCCAUCACAGUGGCCGCUCCAUUGCUAGUACCGUCGUCUAUUGGCAAGAAAUCUCAUUGUACUACUCUGCUUUCAGCUACAUGGCAACGCUUCUGGUGCAUUGCGGACUAUAUUGCGACGCGGUAUACUUCUAUGAGCAGGCAUUGAAGAUCGCAAUACAAGCGAAUUUGCCUACUAUUGUAGAUGGCAUUCGGAGUGAACUAGCAUUGGCACAUGCUCGGGCGGGACAACUAGAAAAGGCAAGGGUGUUGCGCAACGUGCCAGGUCUGAUUACCAAUGCUGGCCGCUGCUUGAGGCAAAGGCUUACUGUGAUCAAUCAAGCGGAAGUUGAGAUACUGCUCGGCGAUAUCCCGACUGCUUGUCAAUUACUGAUGGCUGUCAAGAAUGGCAAUGCCGAGCCUAAGACGGAAGAAACAACCCGCAAGGUCAAAACUAAAACGGUCCAUACCCUCCCUCGAGUCCGGACCAAAACCGCCACGCCAAAACCUCGGACAGCUACUAAGCGGGUGGACCAGCCAAGCGCAAAGAGUCCUGAGAAAGCUCUCGAGGCAACUAUUGACCAGAAGAUUUUGCUCGACAGGCUGGCUAUGUUACAUGCUCACCUCAGGUUGUACCAAGGCAAUAAAGAAGUGGCAACGUUGCCCGCAGCUGAUUUCGAUGGCUCCAAAGGCAACCCAAGCAAAGUGAUGUUCGACGCUUUGUUCCUUAUCCGCUCAGCACUGAGACUCUUUUCUGAGGAUGCGGUGAACAAUGUGCUUGCUGAGACUGCAGUGGCACUGCCCGUGAGAUACAAAUCAUCAAGAAAAAGCGGCAGAAUAUCAUUUGUCCAGGAUACUGCGGCUCAGGACAGUCGACCUAAACGAUUGCAAGGAAAGAGCAAAGCAUCUGGUGCAGCUGAGAAAGAGGUAAACGUACCUGGAGAUGGCCGAGCACUACUUCAUAAAGCAUAUCAAACCCUUGCAGAUCUUCGAGGCGCAUAUCAUUGGCAGAUUCCUUCAGAGGCUGUCCACACUCUACACAAGUUAUUGUCACAGGCUGCGUUAUUGUCCACCGCGCUUGGCGAUUCGCUUGUGCCUUCCUCAGUUGAGGUAUUGGCGGAUGCUUUGAGUCCUCUGGAUCAGCUCCGCUCACGCGAAAUGAUCAUUACUUCAAGCGAAAUGGCCACGAGCGCCAACAGUGCAAUCUCAGACUGGCCACAUAUUCGGCACUCAUCGUCUUCGAUUGACUCUAUGGAACCAAGUGCAGACCUGGUUGGUACGAUAGAGCUGCUGCCAGAGACUUGGUCCGUAGUGUCUAUUGGGCUGACCAAAGAUCGAACGGAGCUUUUAGUGGCUAGAAUAUCUCGUCACAGGUCACCUUUCGUCAUCAGAAUCCCACUGACAAGGCCUGAUCCUUCAGCGAUGGACCAUGAAGAACUAGAUUUUGACAGUGCUAAAGCUGAGCUAGAGGAUAUUGUGCUUGCAGCAAACACCUCAGCUCAUGACUCAAGAGGAUGCUCAGCCGACAAAACGGUUAGAAAGGCAUGGUUUGCUGAACGACUAUCUCUGGAUAGUCGUCUUGCGGCUUUGCUUGACAACAUAGAAAACAUCUGGUUUGGAGGAUUUCGCGGGCUGCUCUCUGCGAAGGCAGCGGACGCUAUGGCUUUGGCAAGAUUCGCGCAAAGUCUGUCAAACACGCUCGGUAGGCACUUGCCCUCGCGACAGAAGCCAUCCAAGGCAGGAAAAGCGCACAAGGUUGAGCUACACUCACACGUAUUAGAGCUUUUCCUGACGCUUGGUCAUCCUCGAGAAACUGAUCUAGAGGACUCAGUGACUGAUCUCAUCUACUUUGUGGUUGAUGUGCUUCAGUUCAACGGCGAGAAUAAUGCUUAUGACGAAAUCGACUUUGAUGCUAUGCUGGUUGAAAUUCUAGACGCAUUGCAUGCUUACCACGAAGGUACAUCCAGCAAUUCGCUGGAAAGGGAAAACUCACAUGUUAUUUUGCUCGUGGACAAGCAGCUGCAAGCAUUUCCUUGGGAGUCUCUGCCCUGCAUGAGAGGCCGAUCAGUUUCCCGGAUGCCUUCGCUGGGUGCCAUCUGGGAGAGGUUGGAAAAGAUGGGAGACCACCCUUCGAACCGAGAAGGUUAUGUCGUCUCAGCGUCUGAAGGCACCUACAUCUUGAACCCUUCAUCAGACCUAGUGUCAACCGAAGAGACCUUCCGGUCUGUUUUUGAAGCACAGCUUCCGGGGUUCAAGGCUAUUGUGAAUCGUUCGCCGACCGAGACUGAAUUUGAAACUGCCUUACAGGACAGUCCUUUGGUUCUGUACUUUGGGCAUGGUGGCGGAGCACAAUACAUCCGAGGCCGAACGAUCCGCAAAUUGCAGCAAUGUGCAGUAACCUUGUUAAUGGGAUGCAGCAGUGCCAAACUGUCGGAAUGUGGAGUAUACGAAUCUAAUGGCAUGCCGUGGAACUAUAUCAAUGGAGGAAGUGCAGCAGUUGUGGGAACGCUGUGGGACGUGACGGACCGAGAUAUAGACCGAUUUGCGAUGGAAACAAUGUCAGAAUGGGGCCUUGUCAACCAGGCAGAUAUUACGAGGGUCGUGGAGGGCAAGAAAAAAGCCGCCAGGAACCAGCCUUCGAAGAGCGGCACGCAAAAGACGGUGAAGAUGUCGUUAGACCAGGCGAUUGCACGAGCCAGGGAUCGCUGUUUGUUGAAGUAUUUAAAUGGAGCGGCCCCAGUAAUGUAUGGGAUACCGGUAUUUUUGGAAUAA